Wallemia ichthyophaga EXF-994 is the source of this 2190-nucleotide messenger RNA. RefSeq lists its product as uncharacterized. The record is from RefSeq and is a predicted model, not a curated record. The transcript has 2 exons. Lineage: Eukaryota; Fungi; Basidiomycota; Wallemiomycetes; Wallemiales; Wallemiaceae. Gene Ontology annotation, biological process: CENP-A containing chromatin assembly; chromosome segregation. Bases 1 to 2190 code for a protein of 729 amino acids.
AUGGAAUACAAGCUUGGCUACACACCUCGUAUAGAGAGCUCAUUGAAGUCCCUGUCACCGCGCUCACUUUGCCAAACUGUUUUGGAUUGGAUCGACGAUAACAAGGUGGAGAGGCCUUAUGGUGAUUCGAGCAGUGUUAGAAUCAAGUAUUCAAAGUUCUCUACAAAGCCACCGACAAAGCCAUCUCUUCUCCGUGAAAUUUAUCGAGAUUGGCCAGCUGGUUUGAGCUAUAGACAAUUAACUAUUGCUCACUUUAAACUUUACCAAGAAAAGCCUCUAUCGUUUGAAUGGCGUGUUUAUAGGCUAAAGGAAUCAAAUUUCGUGUCUUUGGAUAAGUUUAUUGAAAUAUUUCAACGCAACUUGGAUGUUACCCAUAAUUACACUCUCUAUAUGCAAUUUCUACCCUCAACUUCCCAUUCUGUUGAACAAACGCCGAUUUUCACUUUGAUAAUCCACGCAGAACCAGGGGAGGAACUUCCACCACCGUCUCAGAGACUGAUGUUUGUUCCUUUAUUAUCAGCAGGUAAACUCAUAACCACUGCUAUCCCUUCAACACACGUCCAUCACAUCGUUAGAGCGUUUUUGUCCGCUUUCGGUAACGCUGAAGAGCUUAUUAACCUUCAAUUAUACGACACCAAUCUUUUAUCUCUUAAAACCUUAACACUUGAACCUAAAACUCAAGGAAUUUGGAGAAAAUUAGCAUCGUCUAUCGAUAAACUACCAAAUCCGUUGGAAGAAGCGCCUCAUUCCGUGGAUUCAGACGCAUUAAUUUCACCUCAUGACAUUCAACCGUCCAGUAUUGGGGAUGGAUAUGACGAAAUCAUCCAACAAACAUCCUCAGACCAUCAAAACAGACGGCGAUACGAAGCGAUGGAUGUAUGGGGACAUGAAAGUGACUUACCCCAAAUUCAUCGACUUACAUUCAAUGUGCGCAUGCCAUGGCGUAUUCAAGAUGAAACGGAUAAUUUAGAUUGCAAAAUCCGCAUGUUCGGCGAUGACAUCUACCGCGGUCUCCGUCAAGCUGAAUUAGAAGGCAAAACAACAGAGGAGGGUAUACCAGGCUGGAUACCGCAAUCUCUCGAAACUGGGCACACGGACAACAUUGUUGUCAAAACAUCUCGCGUAACUGACAAUUGGCAGUUCGUUCCAGGAUUGGGAAUAGAAGAAAACGGUGACAUAUUUGGAGCAGAUCUUGACCGCGUGGAUGAGAUAGAACCAGAAAUGAGACAACCGACACCAUCACCAACAUCUCCAUCCGCCCGCGAUUCUCCCGGUACGAGGAAGAGGAAACGUGAAGCACCGCAAAAGGUCUAUGAGGAUGAGAAGAUUGAUCAGGAAACAAACCAGAAUAGAGAAAUAUACGAUAAGUAUUAUGCACCCGUUCGCCUACCACCACCACCACCACCACGUGUAGAGCUUCCGUCUGAGUCAUUCAGUAUUAAAGACUUGAAAUUAAAGCCAGGGUUGCGCAGGGCCAAGGAAGAAAAGAAGGGCAAGAAAAACGUUGCAUCUGAAUCCACAAGCACGCAGCGGCCACCGUCCGCGCAAUUCUUGGCUCCUGAAGAAAGGCUUCUGAUGCAGCUCGACGACGAAAGCUCUCAAAAGGCUCAGCUAAUAGGUAACGAUGAAGAGAGGGCAGAAUACAUCGAAAAGAUGCAGCGCGAAAAGGAAGAAGAGCGUCAAAAGUAUCAAAAGAACCGCGCAGCACCGCUUAGUGAUGCCACUAAAGAGCGCCUCAGUAAGCUAGACGAUAGGAGCAGACGGAAGGGUAGCGCUAUAGUUGAUGCGUUCGAGCGCACGAGCUAUAUUGAAAGGAAAGAGCGUGAAAAGGCUCGCGCUGAUGAAGAACGUCGAAAAAAGAUCAGGCGCGAGUCAGAUGAACGUAGAAGAAAUAGGAGGGCUGAGGCUGAGCAACGUGUUUCUUUACAGGAUCCGGCGACUGCUGAGGCACGCGUGGCUGAAGCUAUUGAGAAGUCACAGAGACGACUGGAAGCUAGACGCGCUAGAAAGUCGGGCGAGGGUGUUGUAGAACCUUCUGCGUCAGCGCCAGCACCUGCUGGUACAACUAAUGAACCAUCGGCAUCUGCAUCUGCAUUAUCGUCCGCAUCUCCGCCAGCAACAUUACCAGAACAAGCGCGUUCACCGUCUGGUCAACGCCAAAAGCCUCGUCCACAUCGAUCACCUAAUUAA